Messenger RNA from Saccostrea echinata, 1046 nucleotides. Its product is annotated as UPF0547 protein C16orf87 homolog. The record is from RefSeq and is a predicted model, not a curated record. Lineage: Eukaryota; Metazoa; Mollusca; Bivalvia; Ostreida; Ostreidae. The transcript has 5 exons. The coding region runs from base 31 to 585 and encodes 184 amino acids.
CGUUUUCCUUCUCCGCUGUGACGAAAAACAAUGAGAGGGGUUGCAAGAAAACGAAGUUUUGAUAGAACAGUAGUUAAGAAAUGCCCAAAAUGUGAAAAACAGAUUCCAGUUGCUUGUAAGUUUUGUACCUGUGGUCACCAGUUCUGGUCAAAGAAGUUUCCAACACUAAUAUCAGGAUCUCCGGACAAUGAAUCACCUACAGGUCGAGUAAGGAGAACCGAGAGGACAAGAAGAGACAGUCAGAGACCAGACUAUUUCAACUCAGUGGUCAUAGACACCCAGUCCAAACGGGGAAGAAGAAAGUCCCAGUCCUUAGUUGCACACCAUGUACAAGGGGAGAACACUCCUACCCCAGCCACAUCAGACAGCAGUCCAGUGAAACGGCGACGAGGGAGACCUAGGGGAACACCCAAUAAACCCUUGCUACCAGAUAGGAACAUUACUAAAACACCUCCACCACCAUCUCCCCCACCAGUGGAGGAAGACAUGCAUGCAGACUUGCCCCCAGAAAGGUUAAAACAGUUCCAGUAUAUACUUAUGGACCUAAAUGCUAAAUAUUGUACCCAGAACUUCAACCCAAGCUGAUGCAUGGAUCUGUUUUCAUGGGGCAUAUUUAAGAAGUGGAAAACUGCAGCUUGUUUGAUUUUGUGAUUGAAAGGCAUGUUCAGCUCUUAAAAUGACACUUGGCAAGAAACAACAAAUGGUUAUUUCAAUAUGAAUUUUUUAUACAUUUACAACACCUCAGCAAGUGAGAUUUUAAUGUUGAAAUGCUAAGAGCAGAUUAUCUAAAAUAUGUGUAUUCUAUACCAGCAGUCUUUGGGCUUACACACACUAGACUCAACAUUUUUAAAAUCAUGAAAUGGAUGUUCUCAUAUAUUAAUACAUGGUAAAGAUAACUAUAUAAAUGUUGUUUUUUUAACCAACAGUUAGACAAUGGAGCAUUUUUAUGAAAAAUAAGUCUGUUUUAAAGAUGUACACUAUUAGUUGCAUAGUAAGUUAGGGACAUGAUAUGGAGUCAUACAAGGUGUGAAAUGGAAAUCCGUAUU